Rosa rugosa (rugosa rose) is the source of this 1050-nucleotide messenger RNA. RefSeq names its product protein DMP2-like. Gene Ontology annotation, biological process: endomembrane system organization. NCBI's taxonomy places the organism in Eukaryota, Viridiplantae, Streptophyta, Magnoliopsida, Rosales, Rosaceae. Bases 216 to 770 code for a protein of 184 amino acids. The transcript has a single exon. The record is from RefSeq and is a predicted model, not a curated record.
CUUUUAGGAAUUUCAAUCCUCAUUCCCCUCGCUCUUUCUCUAUAAAUCAGAACAAAUUUUGUUGCAAGAACCAAAAUACAACACAGCAUUAUCAAACAACCCUACAACUCCCUCUUGAGUCUCUAGCAUUCACAACCAUCAUCGAUCCGUCGUUACUUCCCCAAAUGGGGGCUUCAUCCAGCUCUUCAUCCAAAUCCAAGUAGUCCACCAAAAACAUGGGUGUCAAAGACAUUGCAUUAACAGGUGUAGGCAACCUCAUCAAGCUCCUCCCUACCGGCACGGUAUUCUUGUUCCAGUUCCUCAACCCCGUUUUAACCAACAAUGGCCAAUGCAACAUGUCCGUCAACAAGAUUCUAAGCGCCAUUUUCAUUGCCGUUUCCGCCUUCUCUUGUUGCUUUGCUUCCUUCACCGACAGUUACACCGGCAGUGAUGGACAAACUCACUAUGGAAUUGCAACAACAAAGGGUCUUUGGCCCUCAACCAGUUCUGGCUCUGUGGACUUGUCUGCUUACAAGCUUCGGGUUGGGGACUUUGUGCAUGCCUUCUUUUCCUUGAUCGUGUUUGCAGGGCUAUCACUUUUGGAUUCCAACACUGUGAGGUGCUUCUAUCCUGCAUUUGAGUCCACUGAGAAGGUUCUGCUGCAGGCGUUGCCUCCUGUAAUUGGCACUAUUGCUGGUACUGUCUUUGUUGUGUUCCCUAAUACACGCCACGGAAUUGGGUACCCUUAUUCAAGUUCUAAUUCUUCACAAGACUCGGAGGACUCCUCCUAAUUUCCAUAUACUACGUACAUCCUAUUGCAUCCUAAGUUGAUUCACUUACAAGAGUACUCCUAGUUUGACAAUUGCUAAGAAUGAAGGCAUGCUUUGAUCGGUUUGGCUUUCCAUUAUUUAUGCUUUCCUCGUGUGUUUAGUAGUUUGCCAAAGUUUGAUCGGUUCAAUUCAUUGUCAUCCAUCUGAGAAUAUGUAACAAGUUAAUAAGUCCUAUGCAUUGAAUUUUUAUGAAUUGUAUGGUGUCGAGUACUUAAGGAGACAAGUAUUAUAUGGUGGACCA